GCACAAGCAUCAACCUCAACUCACUUCACAAUGAAACGCGAGUACCUCCCGGUCGAAUCCCUGCCUGCUUGGCAGCGGCUCAAUGGGAUUGUCGUUCGAGGCAUCGCAGCUCGCAAGGUUGGGUCUGAUCAACAUGGCGCAGACAAAGGCAGUGCCCUCAUCGCAACAGAAGCCCAGAUGAGCAGCGAGAACGAUGCAAAGCCCACAAUUCUCCUACAAAUUCCCUCAGGAUUGGUUUUAUCCCUAGAUACUGUCCAUAAUCAUGCCAAAACCGACAGGUACUUGCGCGACGUGUUGGAGGCAACCGGCGACUUUGGAAGGACAGCUAGAGGAGCAAUCCUCAUAUUCCUACUCCUCCAGCUAACCCAUAGCAGUCCCGAUGUACGCUCAGCACAUGAGACCGUCGGUAUCUCCAAUCCAUGGACCGAAUACGUGAAGUUCCUGCCUCCAUCGUUCCCCCUACCCAUCUUUUACACUCCCGAGGAGCAAGAGCUACUCCGCGGUACGUCACUCGAGGAGGCUCUUGAUGCGAAAUUCUCAUCUCUUGAGCGGGAGUUUGAACACCUCCGCCAGGCUACGGAGAGCAUUGAGUGGUGCCAGCGGAGCUGGUGGGAUGAGAAGACUGGCUCGCUGACAAUUCAUGACUGGAAAUACGUUGACGCUGCUUAUCGGUCGCGCAUGCUGGACCUACCUGGCAGUGGUCUGGCGAUGGUGCCAUGUGUUGAUAUGGCCAAUCAUGGCUCCGGGGAUGGGGUCAAGGCGCUGUAUGAUGCAGAUUCUGAGGGGAACGCUGUUCUUCAAUUACGAUGGGGCAAGGCUCUCCAGCCUGGGGAAGAGGUUACGAUUUCGUACGGCGAUCAAAAGCCCGCCUCCGAGAUGAUAUUCUCCUAUGGAUUUCUGGAAAGCGGCACGACGGAAGCACGGGAAAUAUCCCUCAAUCUAGAUAUCCCAGAGGAUGACCCUCUCGCCAUACCAAAGAAGAUAUUCUGCCAGAACAAUUCUGGAAUUCGUAUCUCAGCCGUGGUGGGCUCUGAACAAGUGACCUGGGAGAGUGACCUAGUUUGGAUAGCAUGCGCCAAUGAAGAGGACGGGCUCCACUUUGGGAUCGCGCAGACAACCGACGGCGGCCGGGAGUUGGAAGUGACCUGGAAAGGCGAAAAGAUACAAUCAGUCAGUCAUCUCCGCGAGCUGCUCGCUGUUGAUCCCUUGUGGGAGAUUUUUCAGCUUCGCGCUGCGGUGCUUCUCCUCGAAAGGCUCGAGACUCAGCUCGCCCUCCUUCAGGAGACGGAGGAGAUCAUCACAAACAUGCACAAGGACAAAGCGGGGUUGGAUUCCAUGUUUCGACCUGGAAUCUUCACCUCGAUUGCCCAACUCCGAAUCUUGGAAGGGGAGCUGUUGGAGAAGGCAGUCGAGGAAUUAAUCAAACAGAGAACAGAACUCCUGGCUUCUGAAACGGUGGCCGAAUAUUUCCGUGCACAGACAGGGGAGCCGGAUGAAGCCGAGGACUUUUCAUGA
Molecule: messenger RNA, 1515 nt
Organism: Penicillium coprophilum
Lineage: Eukaryota; Fungi; Ascomycota; Eurotiomycetes; Eurotiales; Aspergillaceae
Product: SET domain-containing protein
Exons: 4
Biological process (GO): peptidyl-lysine monomethylation
Cellular component (GO): nucleus
Molecular function (GO): protein-lysine N-methyltransferase activity
Source: RefSeq, a predicted model, not a curated record